Messenger RNA from Humulus lupulus (European hop), 927 nucleotides. RefSeq names its product basic leucine zipper 43-like. Gene Ontology annotation, biological process: regulation of DNA-templated transcription. Lineage: Eukaryota; Viridiplantae; Streptophyta; Magnoliopsida; Rosales; Cannabaceae. Bases 64 to 717 code for a protein of 217 amino acids. The transcript has a single exon. Gene Ontology annotation, molecular function: DNA-binding transcription factor activity. The record is from RefSeq and is a predicted model, not a curated record.
CCAAACCAAAAACCCCAUAACCAAAAAACCUUAAGUAAGAAAGGCCACUUUGUUCUUGUUGAAAUGGAAAGCUUUCAAACCAUGCAGCAGUCUGGUGAUCAGAUUUCAAGUCUCCAUUUCCUUGUCCCUUCUUCAAACCCUUCCUCCUAUCCUCAUGACCAAUAUUUCACCAUGAUGAAUAAUAAUAAUAAUAGUAAUAAUCAAGCUUUUCAGCUGAACAGAUUCUCUUCUCCAUUGUUCGAUGGCUUCCAUCAUCAUCACCAGGCUCAUCAAGAGAUCACUGCUAUUCCACAGUCAUCUUGUUUCAGCAAUAACUCAUCGACCUCUGACGAGGCUGAUGAGCAGCAGCUGAGUCUCAUCAAUGAGAGGAAGCAACGAAGGAUGAUAUCGAACCGCGAGUCGGCUCGGCGGUCUCGCAUGCGCAAGCAGAAGCACCUGGACGAGCUGUGGUCACAGGUGGUUUGGUUGAGGAAUGAGAACCACCAACUCAUUGAUAAACUCAACCAUGUCUCGGAGAGCCAUGACAAGGUUGUUCAAGAGAAUGUUCAGUUGAAAGAAGAGACUACUGAGCUUCGCCAAAUGCUCUCUGAUCUCCAAAUCAGCAGCCCUUUUCCUGGCUUGAGAGACUUAGACGAUUUGCCCUGUAACACUGCUUAUCUCAGAGCUGAGUCUUCAUCAAACCAGUCUAUCACAACUUCCAUGGAUUUACUUGGUUAAAAUUAAGACGCAAAAGAAAGAAUUUUUUUUUCUUUCUUUUUAAUUUCUUCUUAAUAGUAUUUGUUUCCUAGUUUUUGCAUUUUCCAACUAGGGACUCUUUAUUGGUUUCUUUUUAUAUAGUAGCCAAAACCGAUCUUUGCCUCAGUAUUAGAAGCUGUAUGAGAUGCCAAGAGAUUGGCAAUAAAUAUAUAUAUAUAUAUAUUCUAAGCA